Molecule: messenger RNA, 1420 nt
Organism: Humulus lupulus (European hop)
Lineage: Eukaryota; Viridiplantae; Streptophyta; Magnoliopsida; Rosales; Cannabaceae
Exons: 5
Coding region: 176-1420 (414 amino acids)
Source: RefSeq, a predicted model, not a curated record
UAUCUCUCUAUUUCAAUGUUUCAAAACCUGUAUUUGACUUGUUUGGGUUCUUCUGGUACAUGCACCAAACAACACAUUAACUGCAAGACAGUGUACUCAUUAUGAAUUCCGGGCAAAAGGAUUUUCUAUAAUAAAAGACUUUGGAUUUUGAUUGAUUUAUUGAGUGUCCUAUAGAAUGUCGAUCAACAAGACUUGGAUUAAUAAUUCAAAUAAAUUUUCUGAUGAGUAUGUUGCUGGAGCGUUUGCAUUUGUUGAGAGAGCUCAACAAUUUGUGGAUACAAGGGGACUAGUGAAGUGUCCUUGUAACAAGUGUCUUAAUAUCGAAUUGCAAACGAUUGGUGUGCUAGAAAGUCAUCUUUUUGAGAAUGGUUUUCUACGAAGUUAUACAAAUUGGUACUGGCAUGGAGAGGAGGAAAUAAUACCGACCAAUAGAGUAGUCCACCAAUGUCACGAGGACGAGAUGAUGGAUGUUCUUAAUGAUAUAGCACAACCUAACAAUUGUGAAGAUGAUGAGAAUGAGGUUGAUGAUGAGAUACCACCAGCAUCAGAAUGCAGAGGUACUAGCCAAUACUAUAAUGACUUAUUUGCCGAGAUGGAGUCUCCGUUAUUCCCAGGGUGUGAAAAAUACACAUCUUUGAAUUUCGUAGCUAAGUUGAUGCAUUUCAAAGUGUUGGGGAAAAUUCCUAACAAAAUUUUUGAUGGAAUCUUGGAGUUGUUAGAAGAUGCAUUCCCAUCUCCAAAUAAGAUACCAAAGUCACAUUAUGCGGCGAAGAGGUUGAUGAGGAAAUUGGGUUUGGGUUACGAGUCAAUCCAUGUUUGUAAGCAUGAUUGUGCAUUGUUUUGGAAGGAAAAUGCUGGAAAACACAAGUGUCCAAUUUGUGGGGAGGAUCGUUGGGUGGAUAAAAAUACCAAGGGGAAGAAAGUGCCCCAAAAAGUUAUGCGUUAUUUUCCAUUGACCCCUCGGUUGAUGCGAAAAUAUGCAUCAAGGCACAUUUCUCAACAUAUGAGAUGGCAUCAUGAAGGGCGUGUUAAAGAAGAUGGUAUCAUGCGUCAUCCUGCAGAUGGGAAAGCAUGGAAGGAUUUUGAUCGUAGCAAUCCAGCGUUUGCAAUGGAACCUAGGAAUGUGCGCCUUGGAUUGGCUGCUGAUGGAUUCAAUCCUUUUGGAAAUAUGAGUUUGUCUUAUAGCAUGUGGCCGGUUGUGUUAACGACUUACAACUUGCCACCGUGGUUAUGCAUGAAAGAGACUAACUUUAUGUUGACUUUAUUAAUUCCUGGUCCACAUUCACCUGGAAAAGAUUUUGAUGUUUUCUUAAGGCCAUUGGUUGAUGAGUUGAAGGAAUUAUGGGUGAACGGUGUUCAGACUCGGGAUGUUGUUGAUGGUAGUUUUUUUAAGCUUCGAGCAAAUUUACAUGAUCAUUAG